CGCGGCAGCCGUUCCCUUCAGCUCCCAGCUGAGCAGAGGGAGGCGGCUUCGGAGCGAAAGAGGCUCCAGUUCUCUUACUGGUUUCCAGUAUCCCCCGCGUCCUGCCCCCGCGUCCGAGAAGAUGAAGUAUAUCAUAGGCGUAGGAGGUGUGACCAACGGGGGCAAGACCACUUUGACCAAUAGACUUAUCCAAGCCCUUCCGAACUGUUGUGUGGUCCACCAAGAUGACUUCUUCAAGCCACAAGAUCAAAUACAAGUCGGGGAAGACGGCUUUAAGCAAUGGGAUGUCUUGGAUUCCUUGGACAUGGAUGCGAUGGUGAACACAGUGCGUGCCUGGAUCGAGAAUCCUGUGAAGUUUGCCCGAUCCCAUGGAGUGAAUGUUUCGCAUGACUCAAAGGUGCUCAGUUCUGAGGAUAUCCACGUACUGGUUGUUGAGGGAUUUCUGCUUUAUAACUACAGGCCUCUGGUGGACCUGUUUGAUAAGCGCUACUACUUAGCCGUUCCUUAUGAUGAAUGCAAACGGAGGAGGAGUACACGUAAAUACACAGUUCCUGACCCUCCCGGUCUCUUUGACGGUCACGUUUGGCCAAUGUAUCUUAAACACAGGAAGGAAAUGGAGGCCGAUGAAGUCAAUGUUGUUUAUUUGGAUGGACUGAAGUCCAGAGAUGAACUUUAUGCACAAGUCUUUGAAGAUAUACAGAACACACUCUUGAACUCGUCAUAGGACCUGUGGGAAACAGAAAGAUCUAUGUACAGAUUUGGUGUAAAUACUCUUGGAUAUUAGCAGAAGCAUGUAGGGUUGAGUUUUAAAAAGCCUGCUGGACACUGUCCUUUAGAAAACAACUCUGUGUAUAUAAUUGAAAGUUAAGGUGACUUAUUUACCACACAACCAUGGGCAGUUUUUUAUCUUAUUUUAUAUUCCACUGAUAAUUGUGUUUUUAAGAUGCAUUUUUAUACUUGGAUGAAGUUUGUAAAAUACUACUGCUUUUAGUACUAAUAGGCAAUCUUUUCUGUAACUAUUCAUGUAAUACCACAUUGUAUAUUCAAUAAAGAAAGAUUUAAACAUUUCA
Python bivittatus (Burmese python) is the source of this 1070-nucleotide messenger RNA. It is a transcript of the gene NMRK2, whose product is annotated as nicotinamide riboside kinase 2. Lineage: Eukaryota; Metazoa; Chordata; Lepidosauria; Squamata; Pythonidae. The record is from RefSeq and is a predicted model, not a curated record.